Molecule: messenger RNA, 2025 nt
Organism: Mesocestoides corti
Lineage: Eukaryota; Metazoa; Platyhelminthes; Cestoda; Cyclophyllidea; Mesocestoididae
Source: the annotation of a GenBank genome assembly
GUUCAACUGCUAGAUUCCUUUGAACACCAUGAUAGCAAGACAUUUAGUGCAACUUGGAGUAGCCGUUUCGAUGACGAUAAUGCUGUAAACAAAGAGGUUCGUCCACUGGAAUUUUAUCUUCAACUAUAUUUUAUUGCCGCAAACUGGGAUGAAGAUUCUGAGUCCAUGCGGAAGGAGCGCCUCCAAGGGUUCCGUGGUUUUUUGGAGACAAAAGGAAAAGUACUGAGCCAGAUAGAGGAAUUUCUUCCAUUUUAUGCCUUUCCCUAUGUGGAAAAUCCAAAACUGCACCCAGCCUACCGUGAAUUGUUUGAGCCGGAUUGGUCAUUUAAUCUAAAGCGCAAACUAGCUGCAUUCCUCGAUACAUUUGAGGAUGAAACACAGCCUUUGCCAAAACUUUUGCUUUUGCCUACUCGGACUGCCGAGUCUCCUAAUAAUCUUGUCAAACAGCUGCAAAACCGUCUUGCCGACGCUGAAAGACGUGUAUCUCAGUCGCAACAACGUUUCACAAAGAUUCAAAACGACUAUCAAGGCCUCUUAGGCAUAACUACUGACCUUGUUGACACCUUAGAGGCUUCCCUGCGUGGUGACCACAUUGAGCCGAACGUUUUACAGGAAAUCUGCUCGCGCCUAAUUGCCUCCCAGCGCGGCAGUAGCGUCUGGCCAGUGGACAGUCUUGAGGAAAAUUUAACCUUUUCUGAAACGCUUUUGCGUGCGAAGAACAGUAGUAACUUCAGCUACGGAAAUACCCUGCGUCAGUCCCUUCGUUGUCAUCAACCUACUGGAGAAAUUAACCGGUAUGCGGACAAAUUGGCGACAUGUGAACUAGACUUUGACAAGAUAAAUGACACUUUAAAGGGAUCUAACGUGACUCAGAUAUGGCGCCUUUUGCAGGCACUAAGAUGGCGCCUCACGAAAACCACUGUCGAUUUGCGAGAACAGCAGUUGACCGAGUUCAUUAAACACGAUCUUCUUGACCUGACGCUCUGGUCCGAAGACACACGCCAGCACCACGUCACCGUCCUUGAGCAGUGUCUCUCCAAUGUCUCGCUCAAGGUCACCGAGGCCACCGCUCGUCUUAGCAACGCAUUUGCGUCCCUUUCCCGUGGUCGAGCCUACUUAGCUCAAAAUCCUGCAGCCGUGAGCCUACUAACCAAGGCAAUUUUCCGCACAGAUUCGACCCAGGAAUCGGCCACAAGAGAGAACCUUAUUGGCGCCUUGCAGAAGCUCAGUUUACGCCGCUCGAUGCAAACAAAAAUGACGGACCUGGGAGUGAUCGAGUGGCUCGUCGACCUGCUGGACAAUCCCGACAAUCUGUCUGACUACACACUGGAAUAUGCUGUGGCUCUUUUCAUGAAUCUGUGCCUUCGCACUGCAGGUAAAAAACGAUGCAUUCCAAUGGGCAACAGAGUGUUGAAAGUCCUGACUGACCUAAUCAGCCACGAAAACACGGGCAUCCUCUCCUACGUGAACGGCGCCCUCUUCUCCCUCCUGAGUCAGUCCGAAUUACAGGCGUCAGCUGAAGCGAUCGGUUUGGAGGGGAUCUUGACGUGUUUCAUGAGGGAGGAUCAGCCGGAACUAAAUCGUCAAUUUGAGUACAUUAUCAAGCAAAUGCAAACAUCUGAACAAAACCCUGAUAAUGCGUCAUCGGAUGAAGGCGAAGAUGACGACGAGGACGAUGACGACGACGAGGAAGACGCCGAUCAGAUGGAGGGGGACAUAGACCGAGGCGACGACCUGGGCGACAACAAGGAGAACGCCGUGGACGGCGGUCUGGCCGGUGAGAGCCUCCUUCGGCAGGCGUUCCAGCGCGUGAAGAAAGAGAACCCCGCGACGACACCGCAGCCACCCUACGGCCACGUGCGACACUACGAGACUGACUCCGUCAUAAGCACCGGCGGGCUUCUUCGACGUCCAUCGACGCCGGGUCGAAAGCGCGGCUCCACGGCGUCACAGAUACCCAAACCGUCGGCGGCGUCGAAGCUGCCGCCAUCGAGGUGGGUUAAGGGGUCGAUUUUUCGACUCUGA